GAGCUCCAGAACCAGGCUGUGAGGCCUUGGUCUGAGGCAGUAUCUUUAGUCACAGAGCAUAAGAGGUCCAGGCAGUACCAGCAGUCAAGCUGAGGUGGUGUUUCCCCUGUAUGUAUACUAGAGGCCCCUCUAGCAUCAAAACAACAGGAACCCCACAGUUCCUGGCUCUCCCAGCCCUUCUGUCAGUCCUGGAGCCAUAGCCUUUGCCCAGAGGCUGCACCCUGAGAUGCCCUCUCAAUUCCUCUUUCAGGUUCGCAGGGAACAGGCCAGCCGGGAGGUCGGGAGGCCCCAGAGGAGCACUGAAGGAGACCUGCCUGUGGGUCUCAAUUGCCCAGCUCCGGCCCACACUCGCCUGCUGCCCUGACCUGAGUCAUCAUGCUUCUUCGGCAGAAGCGUCAGUCCUGCAAGGCUGAGGAAGGCCGUCAGGCCCAAGGAGAUGCACCGGGGCUUAUGGAGUGCAGAUUCCACACUGAGGAGCAGAAGGCUGCAUCCUCCUCCUCUACUCUGAUCGCGGGAACCCUGGAGGAGGUGCCUGAUUCUGGGUCACUGAGUCCUGCCCAGAGUCCUCGGGGUGCCUCCUCUUCCCUGACCGUCACCGACGACACUCUAUGGAGCCAAUCCAAUGAGGUUUCCAGCAGCAAUGAAGAGGAGGGGCCAAGCACCUCCCCAGACCCAGCUCACCUGGAGUCCCUUUUCCGGGAAGCACUUGAUGAGAAAGUGGCUGAGUUAGUUCAUUUCCUGCUCCGCAAAUAUCAAAUUAAGGAGCCGGUCACAAAGGCAGAAAUGCUGGAGAGUGUCAUCAAAAAUUACAAGAACCACUUUCCUGAGAUCUUCAGCAAAGCCUCUGAGUGCAUGCAGGUGAUCUUUGGCAUUGACGUGAAGGAAGUGGACCCCGCCGGCCACUGCUACGUCCUUGUCACCUGCCUGGGCCUCUCCUAUGACGGCCUGCUGGGUGAUGAUCAGAGCACGCCCAAGACCGGCCUCCUGAUAAUCGUUCUGGGCAUGAUCUUAAUGAAGGGCAGCUGUGCUCCUGAGGAGGCAAUCUGGGAAGCGUUGAGUGUGAUGGGGCUGUAUGAUGGGAGGGAGCAUAGUGUCUAUUGGAAGCUCAGGAAGCUGCUCACCCAAGAUUGGGUGCAAGAGAACUACCUGGAGUACCGCCAGGUGCCCGGCAGUGAUCCUGUGCGCUACGAGUUCCUGUGGGGUCCAAGGGCCCUCGCUGAAACCAGCUAUGUGAAAGUCCUGGAGCAUGUGGCCAGGGUUAAUGCAAGAGUUCGCAUUUCCUACCCAUCCCUGCAUGAAGAGGCUUUAGGAGAGGAGAAAGAAGGAGUCUGAGCAGGAGUUGCAGCUAGGGUCAGUGGCGCAGGUUGCUGGAGGGCCUGGGCCAGUGCACUUUCCAGGGCCACAAACAACCCCUUUCCUGUCCUGUUACAUGAGACCCAUUCUUCACUCUGAAGAGAGCAGUCACCGUUCUCAGUAGUGGGGAGCAUGUUGGGUGUGAGGGAACACAGUGUGGACCGUCUCUCAGUUCCUGUUCUAUUGGGUGAUUUGGAGGUUUAUCUUUGUUUCCUUUUGGAAUUGUUCCAAUGUUCCUUUUUAAUGGAUGGUAUAAUGAACUUCAACAUUCAUUUUAUGUAUGACAGUAGACAGACUUACUGCUUUUUAUAUAGUUUAGGAGUAAGCGUCUUGCUUUUCAUUUAUAUUGGGAAACCCAUGUUGUUUCUUGAAUUCAGACACUAUAAGAGCAGAGGAUUAAGGUUUUUUAGAAAUGUGAAACAACAUAGCAGUAAAAUACAUGAGAUAAAGACAUAAAGAAAUUAAACAAUAGUUAAUUCUUGCCUUCUUUGUACCUCUUGGUGUACCCUAUGUAUCUGGAUUUGCUUGGCUUCUUUGAGAAUGAAACUGAAUUAAAUAUGAAUAAAUAAGUCCCCCUGC
Molecule: messenger RNA, 1932 nt
Organism: Macaca mulatta (Rhesus monkey)
Lineage: Eukaryota; Metazoa; Chordata; Mammalia; Primates; Cercopithecidae
Product: melanoma-associated antigen 8
Biological process (GO): negative regulation of transcription by RNA polymerase II
Cellular component (GO): nucleus
Molecular function (GO): histone deacetylase binding
Source: RefSeq, a predicted model, not a curated record